Molecule: messenger RNA, 960 nt
Organism: Saccostrea echinata
Lineage: Eukaryota; Metazoa; Mollusca; Bivalvia; Ostreida; Ostreidae
Product: C-signal-like
Exons: 4
Coding region: 94-882 (262 amino acids)
Source: RefSeq, a predicted model, not a curated record
UUACAUAAACUUGUGGUUUAAUACUCUUUAAAGUCUCCUUAGACAUUUAGUGUGCAAAAGUUUAGCAAAAAAAAGCAUAGGAUACUCUGUAGAAUGUCUGGAACCAGCGCCAUAGCUCUAAUACAGGGCGCCAGUCGCGGAAUCGGACUUCAGUUCUGCAAAACCCUGUUGCUGCGCAACUCUGCAACAACCGUAGUAGCAACGUGCCGUGACCCAAACUCAUCAAGCGAGCUGGCUCAACUGAAGGUCAACAAUGAUCGCCUCCAUGUCUGCAAGUUAGAUGUCACGAAAGAAAAUGAUAUUUCGGACGUUUCUAAAUAUGUAACAGAAAAAUUCGGUAAAUUAGAUUUGCUUAUCAACUGUGCAGGGAUGUUGCAUCCGAGUGGAAAGGGAGAGACAAGUCUUAGAAGUGUUGAUGGACAGGAUUUGCUUCUCACACUGCACACAAACGCAGUUGGUCCACUGUUGAUGGCAAAGAUGUUCAGUCCACUACUACUGAAUGGUAAUGGUCAGUUUGGUGUCUUAUCCGCUGACCCUAAGGCCACACACUGCGGCAUCAUCGCCAAUAUGUCUGCUAAAGUCGGCUCCAUCACAGAUAAUGGUCUUGGAGGUUGGUACAGCUACAGAAUGUCUAAAGCAGCCCUCAAUAUGGCCACCAAAAACCUCAGUAUAGAAUUUGGACGAGGGAGGAAAAAGAUUAUCUGUGUAUCGCUUCAUCCUGGCACAGUAAAUACAGACUUGUCCAGACCUUACCACAAAAAUGUGCCAAAUUUAUUCACCACUGAAUACUCUGUUGACUGUUUGUUAAAAGUAAUAGAUUCAUUAACUGUAGAGGACUCAGGAAAAUUCUUCACUUAUGACAGGACUGUGUUGCCUUACUAAAUUUGGCAGUACAAAUGGUUUACGAAUCUCACAUAUUUUCAUAUACUUAAAACGUGAUUAAAUUAUUCUACACGUACA